This is a messenger RNA of Funneliformis mosseae, 4034 nucleotides long. Lineage: Eukaryota; Fungi; Glomeromycota; Glomeromycetes; Glomerales; Glomeraceae. The record is from the annotation of a GenBank genome assembly.
AUGCCAAAGACCGAACCACAGAGAGGAGGUUUAUAUUCGGCAGAGGAAGAUCAUCAACUUAUAGAAUUAUAUCAAGAGUUCGCAGAUAAAACAAAUAGAUGGAAAAUAAUUGGAGGGAUAUUAAAACGUAAUCAUAAAAGUGUUCGCGAGCGAUAUGUUAAUCAUUUGGACCCAACCAUCAAUAAAAGUAAAGAGUUAACCGAUGAAGAAAAAGCAAAAAUUGAAUCUCUCCUCAGCAAUGAUCAGUCUUAUUAUAAAAAAUGGUCAAAAAUAGCUGAAGAAAUAUCAAUAGACAAGACAUCUCGAAGAACAGAAUUGCAAGUUAAAAACUAUUGGAAUAGCAAACUUCGAAGUCAAGAACGAAGUCUAGAACGCAUUCGAGUUAAGAUGUCAUUGGAGGCCAUCAACAAUAAAGAACCAUUUACAGUUUCAAAAGCAGAAACGCCUCCUGUUCAAACAUGGUUAAAAACUUCUUGGGACGCUCCUCAUUUAUUACUUGAAAUUAUAGAGUCAGUUUCGGCAGAGAACUCUACGGCGUAUUAUCCGCUUAUAAAUGAUUUUAUUAGUCAAGGAUUAUUUUCUCCCAAAUUGACUUAUCAAGAAGUAUACAAAACAGCAUUCGGCGUUAUCGAAUCAAAAAAAUAUUUAUCAACGUCAACGUCCAUAUCACUUCUUGAAUUCGCUCUUUCACUUCACACAACAGCUCCUGCCAUUCAAGCGUAUUACCAUUAUUACGACGCAAAUGUAUUGCCAAGCAGGCAGGAAUUCAAUAAUAAUUUUGAUCCCGAAUGUGACGUUUGGGUUGAUUGGUAUGGUCAUCAAGCUUGUAACAUUGAAGAUUUCAAGAAGUUGAAGUCCGGAAAAUACGAUAUACCUCAUAAUAUUAGCUCCGAUCAGCAUCCAAAACUUUUGCCGUUUGAUCAUGUUUUACUCUCUAAUGAAGAAACCAUAUCACCAUCAAUCAUCUUAUACGCUGAUGUGUUUUCGCCUAAUUUUGCGUCUUUUCAUCAAUUUGUAUCCGAGUUGGUCAGUAAUGAUGAAGCAAAAUAUAUUUUACGAUAUAAACCUCCCAAAGGAAAGCGAGAUAAUUUAUAUCUUACUGGAUACGGUGUGGAGUUGGCAUUAAAAAAUACCGAUUACAUUUCAAUUGAUGACCGUAAAGUUGGAACUGAUGAUCAUGACGAAGGAGAAAGUGAAACCGAAUCAAACCCCGAAUCUAAUAAUGAUUCACGCCUUGAAAUGUUGAGUGAACAUUUGUUUAAUGAGGAUAUAUCCGAAAUUAAGCCACUUAUAACUAACGAAAUCAGGGAACUUGGUUUGAAGGCUGCUCAAUUCAUUAUUUCUUCAUCAGACCCAUUGUCAGCUCUUGCGCAUUUAUCACAAGAUUUACCAAAGUAUUCUUAUCAUAUCGCUCAACUUAGUCUUAAUUCAUCACUUAAAGAUGAGAUCACAAUAAAUAAAAAUUCUCUGAGUUUAAAUACCAAUACUUUUUGGCUCAACGGAUUGAAACUUGUUCCCGAUUCAGUUGAUCCAUUCGGUCUAUUAAAAUUGCUUCGACGCGAGAGACAAAAUAUUUUAUCGCUAAUAAGUCUUGGCAUGAACUCACAACAAGCUGUUGAAUUGCUUGCAUCGCCUGUAAUCUCGGAAUCAAGAUCUUCUCAAGAGCUAACUCAAGGAAUUUUUGAUGUUCGGGAUAAAUCGGAAAAGAAAAAUAUUAUAGUUUGGUUAAACGAUUUAGAAAAAGAUAAAAGAUAUUCUCAUUGGCCAUCUAGGAUUUAUGAUAUAUUUCGACCGGUCUAUCCCGGACAGAUGAGAUAUAUACGUAAAAACUUAUUCAAUGUAUUAUUUGUUAUUGAUCUAUCGUCCAUAAAGAAUCUCAAGGUCUUCACUGAACAAAUAAAAUCGUUCGUUGAAAGGGAUAUUCCAAUACGGUUUGGUAUCAUUCCACUUGUGAAUAAAGAAAACAAUGAAUCCGUAAUGAUGGCAAAGAUUUUUUAUUAUCUUAUUGGUCAGUAUACAAAGUCUUUGACCAUGAAAUUUUUCUCUGAGGUUUCUGAAGAAUUGACGAGUUCACCUUCUAUAUUUGAAAGUGCAAAAAAACAAUUUAACAUUGUUAUAGGUGGUGAAAAGCCAAAAGAUAAAACUUCUAUUAAAUCCUUCGAUGACAUCAUUAAACCUGAUGCUGAAUCCUCACUUGAAGAGCAAAUUCUUGGUGCGACCGAAUUUAUUAGUAGGUUCAGAAUAGACACUAAUGGAAGAGGUGUUAUGUUUAUUAAUGGAAAAUAUUUUGAUAUGGAUGAUAAUUAUCAGAGGAAUAUGGUUCAAACUAUUAAUGAACACACCUCAUUCCUUCAGCAAAAACUGUAUGGUGGCGAAAUUGCGGAUCACACAAAUAUAUUCGAGUAUUUUAUGACUUUACCGAAUGUUCCAUCCAGAAGAAAUCCUUAUGUGUUCGUAACAGAUUUACAGCCCCUGAAGGUUAUUAAUUUAGCAAAUGAAAAAAAUGGAAACAGUGAAAAGUUAAAUAGUUUAGUUUAUGUUCAUCCUGAGGAACGAGGUGAUAAUGAAGUACCUAUUUCAUUAAUACUUAUAACUGACCUUGAUAGUGAAUAUGGAGCUAAGCAAGGAUUGGAAGCUUUGAAAUUUUUGAAUGAAUCACCAAAUGUGCGCAUAGCAUUCAUUCAUAAUCCUUCAACUCAAACUAGUGCUCGUGAAGAUUUAAGUUUAUCAUCUCUUUUUUAUCAUAUAUUGCAUGACUCCAAAGUAAAUGCCGAAGAUACACCAUCAGACUUAUCAAAAUUCUUAAAAGAGGCUAUAGAAGAAUAUCUUAGCAUAGAAGAUAAAGUCAAAUUGCCAUUUAAUGAACAACUAGAAGAGUCAAAACAAAUACCAAUUUCAGAUUCUGAAAAGAUCAAUUCCGCUAGAUCCUUUGGAUGGCAAUUAGUUGAUAAAGUACGAGCACAAACUUAUUGGAGAGGAUGGAACUCGUUUACACGAAAAACGUUGAAAUUGGGUGAAACUGAUACCGCUAUUAUAGUUAAUGGCCGUUUUGUGGGUCCUUUUACUAAAGAAAAUUUGUUCGUCUCGGAUGAUUUAAAAUUAUUGCUUGAUGUGGAAAACGCAGAACGUAUCGAUCCUGUAGUGGAUGCCGUAAAAGCGUCCAAUUUAACAACGCAUUUGAAUGGUUCAAAUUAUUCGGAUUUUAUAGCGAAAGUGUCUUCUAUCAUGUCUGAAGCUACGACAUCGGAUGUUCCCGUUGGACUUUUCGAGGAACAAGAAUUAAAACGAGACCUUUCGUUUAAGGAAUUAAAGUCUGAACACAGUGUUUUAAUUGAUCCAAUAAGUGAAACAGCGCAAAAGUGGUCCACAAUCUUAAAGUUGAACCUAAAUGAAAUUCCGAUAAAGAGAUUUUACCGUUAUGUAUUAGAACCGAGAUUGAAAUUUAAUUCUACGACUGGUAAUCUGGUUCCUCCGUCCGCAUAUUUUUCAAAUUUACCCGAGGAUCCUUUGUUAACGCUCGGAAUCGAUGUAAUUCAAGCAUGGCUAGUAACACCCAAAGUUUCUAUUUAUGAUUUGGAUAAUAUCCGUUUGGCGAAUCUAGAUUCUCGUUCAAGGAUUAAAGGAGUCGAAUCGGUAUUUGAAUUGAAGAAUAUUCUUAUUGAAGGUCACGCUCGCGAUAUUACAUUAAAUGCACCACCAAGUGGGUUACAAAUAGUACUUGGUACCAAGAAUUCUCCUGCAAUGGUAGAUACUAUUGUAAUGGCAAAUUAUGGAUAUCUACAGUUAAAAGCAAAUCCUGGUGUAUGGAUAUUUGGCUUGAGAGAAGGGAAAUCUACAGAAAUAUUUGAUAUACAAAGUAGUGGAAGUGAAGGAUGGUAUAGUCGUAGUGUUGAAGAAAUCGGAAAUGAGAUUGUGUUAAAUAAUUUUGAAGGGUUAGUUAUUUAUCCAAGGUUUACUAGAAAUCCCGGUAAAGAGAAUGAAGAUGUAUUAAAAGUUGAAGAAAAAGAUGGAAUUUGGAAUUAUAUUAAAAACAA